Molecule: messenger RNA, 2556 nt
Organism: Penicillium bovifimosum
Lineage: Eukaryota; Fungi; Ascomycota; Eurotiomycetes; Eurotiales; Aspergillaceae
Product: putative TBC domain protein
Exons: 2
Coding region: 1-2556 (851 amino acids)
Source: RefSeq, a predicted model, not a curated record
AUGGUGAAUGAGGUUUCUGCAUCGUUAUCGCCCGACCGGUCGGAGCCCAAUCCGACAAUCCACGCCGUGCCCUUUGAGAAUACUAUCGCCGUUGACGCCCCUCUUGCAAUCCGGUCGGAUUCGUUGCCCGCCCCAGUCGACGCGCUAAUAACAGCAAACGGCCGAUCUGCGAGCACCAGUGCUGCAUCAACUGGUCCGAGUGAUGAUCGGGGAUCCUUGCGCAUGUUCUCACGGCUCGUGCCGUCUCUGUCGGUUGGAGAUGAGACCCGCACGGUUCGGUCGGAGGGCGCACCCUCGUUGCGCAGCGUCCCCAGCAUCGUUGUGAACGAACCAGGUUCUCGUCCUAGUUCACGGCCGGGCUCGAGGCCAGGGUCUCGGUGGUCAGAACGGAAGUGGGGUGGUUUGAGGAAACGGUCCAUGGAGAUGGAGAGGAAACUUGGCUCGGAAGAGACCCCGCCUGUGCCCCAAAUCGAGCACUCGUUUGCUGGUAUUCCUUUGGACAUACCAACCGCGUCUUUGGAUGAUCUGGAUAAGCCGAUGAAAUUCUCGCAUCGUGGAAGUUUGAUCAAGAGUGAUGCGAAGCGUCCACGCCCCAAAACACCCCAAGAGAAACUGGAAGAGGCUCCGGAGCAACAAACCGAAUCAUCCCAACGAAAGUCCGAAGAGGAAUACCCUCAAGAGCUAGCUCAGCCACCCCAAGAAAAACCGGCAGAGUGUCCCGAUCAACAAUUGAGCCACAAGCCGUCUGAAGUGACGCUGUCCACUUCCAUCGCGACGAGCCAGCCUGAAGGAGAGAGUGGAGCACCAAAGGUGGUUCCCCGGCAGGUCAAGCCCUCGGGUACUCUUCGCCCGAGGCAGACAAAUCUUUGUAUCAGAGCAAUCUCAGCGGAUGAAGAGAUGUUGUCCCGACGUGUGCGACUAAUGUAUGAAAAAGGCGAAGACAAUGUAACCGACUCUGAAGUUGCGAGGGCACUGGCCUCUGAACACGGAGUUCUGUGGGAAGAGGGUGCAGAUACUGAAACCUCUGAAACACCUGCUGACCCGACAAAUGAGUCUGGAGCUGAUGCCGUGCCAAGAGGAUCCGCCGAAGUAGAGCGUACUCGAAUCAAGAGAGACACCCAGGAGUUAGCAGGUGGUGUCGAGUAUUGGCAGAAUGUCGACGCAGAAGAAGUCGACCGGUAUGGCUUCAUUCGGGCCGCAACUAACUCGAAGGGCUCCGAAAUGAACCCGCUGCAAAGGGUCACAACUAGCCUUCUGCUUGCUUCCGAAACACCCCGGCGGAAACGUUCAAUUCGCCCACCGACUGCUCCAGCAAGCAAUCGUUCCUUCAACGGUCCGCCGCCGUCUUUAGGUCGCAAAAUAUCUCAAACCUCCCUGAGCGGCCGCCCGUCCUCAUCCCAGAGCAACUACAGUGCGCCAUUGCGGCGCUCGACGUCUCGCUUGCGUACAGCGACCAAUCGUCUUCCACACAACCGAGACCGAAAAGCCAAAGAUGAGGCGGCUGACAUGCUCACUCUGCCCAACUCGGCCGUUCCUGGCGAGAAAGACGAUACACCGAUUACUCGCGCAAUGCGAAGAAAAGAGUGGGAGCGUGAAGACAAGUGGACGAAGAUGGCCAAGCCGACCAAGAAGACCAAGGAUGGUGGUGGCAUGACCUUUGAGUUUGAUACUCGGAGCUCAAAGUUGAUAGAGCGGACUUGGAAAGGCAUCCCCGAUCGGUGGCGGUCAACGGCGUGGUACUCGUUCCUUGAAGCCAGUGCUAGACGUCACGAGGGCAGUGCGCCUGCGGACGAGCUCAUCGAAGCCUUCCAUGAGCUCCAAUUCAUCUCAUCCCCAGACGAUGUCCAAAUCGACAUCGAUGUACCGCGCACCAUUUCUAGUCAUAUCAUGUUCCGGAGGCGUUAUCGAGGCGGUCAACGACUAUUGUUCCGUGUGCUUCAUGCAAUGUCGUUAUAUUUCCCUGACACUGGCUACGUUCAGGGAAUGGCGACUCUCGCAGCUACACUACUGGCGUAUUACGACGAAGAGCAUGCGUUUAUCAUGCUUGUCAGAUUGUGGCAGCUGCGAGGCCUGGAAGCGUUAUACAAGUCUGGCUUUGCUGGUUUAAUGGAGGCUUUGGCUGACUUUGAACGAGAGUGGCUGGCGGGAGGUGAAGUAGCCACGAAACUGGCCGAAGUUGGAAUCCCACCUACGGCAUAUGGCACCCGCUGGUACCUUACUCUAUUUAAUUAUACGAUCCCCUUCCCGGCUCAGCUUCGGGUGUGGGAUGUCUUCAUGCUUCUUGGGGACGCCGAAGACACCGGCCGACGCCCGACCUCUUCAGGGAAGAGCAAAGAGGUUCCUGAAGAGAACCCCAGAACGUUCGGUCAAGGCCUCGAUGUGUUGCAUGCUGCCUCUGCUGCCCUUAUUGAUGGCAUGCGCGAGAUCAUUCUCGAGUCUGACUUUGAGAACAUCAUGAAAGUCCUCACUAGUUGGGUUCCCAUCAAAGACACCGAACUGUUCAUGCGUGUUGCCAAGGCGGAAUGGAAAGUCCACCGUCGCAGGAAGACACAUUAG